GGUAAUUUUCUGACAAAUUUUCCUAUUUUUACAUUCUGUAACAUUGUAUUUGCAAUUUAUUAUGCUCGCCAGGCUCGUCGGUCAAUUACAUGUCUCCUAGAAUUAUUUUUUCUGCCGCCUUAUGCUAAAUAAUACAGGUUUUUUUAUGCAAAGCCGAAUGGAUACGAAGUUCAACAAAAUGUCGGAGGUCGAGCUCGCCGAAGUUAUCCCGAGUUCUGACGAUUCGGCAUUCGUGACUCCGGAGGAUCAAGAAGAAGAUGACCAGCAACAAGCUGUUGCUCAACUUCAAGCGGCUGCUGCCACUGCUGCUGCAGCUGCUAAUCAAGUGCCGGUAUACGUCGCCACCGCAGACGGUUACCUUGUCACAGAACAGAUUGAUGAGUCCGGCCCGAGAACAACGCACAUUGUCAUUCAUGACCAGACACUUGAAGAAAGUCUCAAAACUCCCGUGACACCAAUAACCCCAUUGACACCUGCCACAGAAAAGGCAGAAGGGAAAUUUAAAUAUCAGUGGGAUGACUCUGUCAAUUUGCCUGUGUUGCCAGUCCGUUGCAAGAAUACAAAUGGAGAGAUGCAUAAAAUUAGAUUCGGUUCGGGAGGUAGAGGGCGCUGCAUUAAAAUGGGUGACAACUGGUACACACCAAGCGAAUUUGAAGCGGUGUCUGGAAGAGCGAGUAGUAAGGACUGGAAGCGAAGCAUUCGCUACGGAGGCAGGUCACUACAGUGUUUGAUCGAAGAAAACAUACUGCAGCCGCAUGCAACAUCUUGUACCUGUGCUGCAUGCUGUGAUGAUGAAACUGUGACUGGACCUGUGAGAUUGUUUACACCAUAUAAAAGAAGGAAAUAUUCAACAACAGUUUGUGAUGGCGUUACCCAGGUAUCGAAGAAAGAAGUGCACUCUUCGCUUGCUAAAGUGGAUGGACAGUCCCUGACCAAAGAUUCCGUGAUGGUGUUCACACCGACGUCGUCGAUACGAGGGACCCUAACAUCCGAGCCACAGACCAUCCACGUCGUCACCUCCAGCAACGGCAUUGUGGAAACCCACACGGGUUCAGAGGCAGGUACUAUGAUAAUGACACCCAUGCAGACAUCACCGGCCACACCCGUAUCGGCCCGGCACAAUGGCACCGUCGAAGACAUGGACGAGGAUAAGAUUUGGUGGCAGCUAGAAGAGGUUGCGACAAGCGUGAUACAGCAAGCCCAGCAGCUCAAACAUUUGAUCACACAGAGCCGGCAGCACUUCAUGAACGAGACAGAGGAGGCCAUGCACGAUCUCCGCAACCAGCUGGAGAACGAGAAGAAAGAGGCUCUGAAUACGGCGCGCAUAGAGGCACAGAUGAACCUGUCACGUGCUGUGAUGGAAGCUAGGGCUGAGAAGGAGAUUGCAGUACAACAGGCAUUGGCACGUGCACGUGCUGAAAACUCUGACAAGCUGGAAAGUCUUACGGAUGAUGAUUCCAGCCUGCAUCAUAAGUCUGAAAAUCUCAUGCCAAAGCAAUGCGCAAACUGCAACCGAGAUUCCUACCUGGAAUGCACUGGGUGUCGUCGCGUCAGUUACUGUUCCGCAUUCUGUCAACAGAAGGACUGGGUCUCACACCAGUCCGUCUGUCUCAUGGUCGAGGAUGAGGACUUGGAUUCUGACCGAGAAAAGGAGUAGCCGGCCAUGAUGGCUCCAACCUGCCUAGCAGGCCUCUGUGCUUUUACUCGGCCCUACGACAGUGCUAUACAAUGCACUGCGUCAAAUCCACACAGUCGUCUGUGGACAGCCUUACAACAUUCCGAUUUUGUUUUGCUGGAUUAUCCUCAACCAUCAACAAAUCACUUCAUCUAAAGUAAAGUAGAGUAUCUGACGUUUAUUUUGAGGGGCAAUCAGUGCAGAGCUAGGCUUGCCGCUCACGUUUUGAGGGCCUGUGCGACAUCAUGUAAAUAUACCUUACACAUACAGUUAGAGAGGCAAUGACGUGCCUCCCCCAUGUAAAUGUUGUAGUCAUUCGAUCUGAGAUGGGAGACAGAAUCAUCACAAAGUCAGCGAGCGCAACUUAAGGAUUUUUAUAUAUAAAUGUUUUGCAAGAUUUAGAAAUUGUGUUUGACACUGUGAAGUACAUUUUUUCUUGAUCCGAGCGACCACUGAGUUGUGCGCGGGGUAGUCGUGUAGAUGAAGAUGUAAAUACGUAGAUAUUGUAAUGCCUGCUCAACUUGUGGCAUAAUAAAAGACUUAAAUAAUCAG
This is a messenger RNA of Priapulus caudatus, 2227 nucleotides long. RefSeq names its product deformed epidermal autoregulatory factor 1 homolog. Gene Ontology annotation, molecular function: transcription corepressor activity; DNA binding; DNA-binding transcription factor activity, RNA polymerase II-specific. Bases 122 to 1657 code for a protein of 511 amino acids. Gene Ontology annotation, cellular component: nucleus. The record is from RefSeq and is a predicted model, not a curated record. Gene Ontology annotation, biological process: regulation of transcription by RNA polymerase II; negative regulation of DNA-templated transcription. The transcript is spliced from 10 exons. Lineage: Eukaryota; Metazoa; Priapulida; Priapulimorpha; Priapulimorphida; Priapulidae.